CCUGCCUGUGGAGCUUCCAGUUCCCUUAGUGACGAAUGAUUGGUCCUUCGCCGCGGAUUAAACUGACGAUCUACUUAAUCCAACGUCCAGAACGCGGGGCGCGCACGGUGGAAACCAUGUGGAUUUACUUAUCGCUUUUGACGGUUGGGUUUGUGGCGGUGGUAAUCUAUCGGAAGUUCGCGAGAACACUGGAAGUGGCACAACAGUAUGCUGGCCCACCGGCCUUACCGAUCCUGGGGAAUGGACUGUGGUUUCUCAACAAACAGCCCGACGAAUUUCUUCCAAUCAUCCACAAACUCACCAGUACAUAUGGCGAUGUAGUCCGCUUUUGGCAGGGGCCCCAAUUCACACUGUAUGUGGGAAAUCCAAGCAUGAUCGAGACCAUUCUCACCAACAAACACUUGACCGAUAAAUCUGGCGAGUACGAUUACCUCUCCAAUUGGCUUGGAGACGGUUUGCUUCUGAGCAAACGCCACAAAUGGCACGCCCGACGGAAGGCCAUCACUCCGGCGUUCCAUUUCAAGAUCCUGGAACAGUUCGUCGAUGUGUUCGACCGCAACGCUGCUGAACUGGUUGACGUCCUGGAGAAGCAUGCCGAUGAUGGUAAAACUUUCGAUAUGUUCCCGUAUGUGCUGCUGUACGCUUUGGACGUCAUCUGUGAAAGUGCAAUGGGAACAUCAGUUAACGCCCUCCGAAAUGCCGAUUCCGAGUAUGUGCGAGCGGUCAAGGAAGCAGCUCACGUUUCCAUCAAACGGAUGUUCGAUAUCAUCCGAAGGACUUCACUAUUCUACCUGACUCCAAGUUAUCAAAAGCUUAGAAAGGCACUGAAAGUUCUGCAUGGUUACACAGACAAUGUGAUUGUUUCUCGAAGAAAUCAACUCAUGAGUAAAACUGACUCGGGGGGAGUAUCCGACGAGUUUGGCGCCAAAAAGAAGGAUGCUUUCCUCGACAUGCUGUUGCGAACUAGUAUCAAUGGGAAACCGUUGACCAACUUGGAGAUCAGAGAAGAAGUGGAUACUUUCAUGUUUGAAGGUCAUGACACAACCACCUCGGCAGUGGUUUUCACGCUGUUUAAUCUAGCGAAGCACCCGGAAAUACAGCAAAAAGUCUAUGAUGAAAUUGUGUCGGUGAUUGGAAAGGAUCCAAAAGAAAAGAUCGAAUUGUCACAUUUACAUGAUCUUUCCUACACGGAAAUGGCGAUCAAGGAAACGCUUCGGCUUUUCCCGUCGGUGCCACUGAUUGGUCGUCGAUGCGUAGAAGAGAUUACCAUCGAGGGGAAAACCAUUCCUGCUGGAGCGAAUAUCAUUGUCGGCAUCUACUUUAUGGGUCGAGAUACGAAAUAUUUCGAGAAUCCAUCGCAAUUUAUACCGGAACGGUUCGAAGGAGAAUUUUCGGUGGAGAAGUUCAACCCGUACAAGUACAUCCCAUUCAGUGCCGGUCCGCGAAACUGUAUUGGUCAAAAAUUCGCUCUCAACGAAAUGAAGAGUGUGAUAUCCAAGCUUUUGCGCCAUUACGAGUUCAUUCUACCGCCAGACAGCGUUGAAGAGCCACCGCUAGCAUCUGAGUUGAUUCUGAAACCGCACCAAGGAGUCCCCCUACAGAUCAGGCACCGAGCGCUCAACUGAUUAGACUUUCCCUUAAAAGGUCAUCCACCCGAAAACAAACUAUGCCAUUAAUAGGACCCUGUUUUGUUCAGAACAUGUCCAACAAUUAUAGUCAUGUAAACCGUCAACAACCAAGUGAUACAAUGUGAUAUAA
Messenger RNA from Aedes aegypti (yellow fever mosquito), 1758 nucleotides. Its product is annotated as cytochrome P450 4d1. The record is from RefSeq and is a predicted model, not a curated record. The transcript is spliced from 5 exons. NCBI's taxonomy places the organism in Eukaryota, Metazoa, Arthropoda, Insecta, Diptera, Culicidae. Gene Ontology annotation, molecular function: heme binding; monooxygenase activity; iron ion binding. Bases 36 to 1625 code for a protein of 529 amino acids.